CCGGCUACGGACUACGAAUCCGCCGCCGCUUGAUAGUCUUGCGUGUGCUGUUCAUCCGUGUGAGCGUACGCCGUGUCUGUUCGCGGUUCUUGCAAAGUACGCACAUUCAUCGCGUCCGCGCGGCCUUAUCGUGCCAUCCAGUGAUUUCCGGCGAAGCACACGCAUAUAUACACACGCGCCUGCCUGUCCGGACGAACCGUCGUGCAGACGCCAAACGAAUAUACCAGCGUAAGACACCGGUAGAAAGAAACGCGCGCGCGCGCGCGCGUUCACCCCCGGUCGAUCUCGCCCGUUUUACGCCCUCGGCGCGGGGCGGCGCUUUCAGAAGCGCACCACCACCACCACCACCACCACCACCACCGUCACCGCCACUGACACAGCACCAGACCAUGUGGAUCGCCCGCUGCCCGGAGAUGCACUACCGUCGUCGUCACCGCUGACCGUCGUCUUCAGAGAGACGUGAUGUGCAGCCGAUAACGCCAUCCGAUAAGCGCACUGUUGCAGAGAGGAGACAUAUCGUAUAAUAUAUUAUAAUAUUCGUAUAUAUAUAUAUUUAUAUCUAGUGGCCGCUGACCAAGAUGUAGGCGGAAAACUCUAGACGAUCAAGACGCUACUGAAGGUGAGAGUUUCAGUAGACGUGUCUACACUAAGGGUUGCCGAUUGACGAGUUACACAUUAUAGAAGCUGAAAUACUGUUCAUAUAACCGGAAAACAGAGAAGGAAAGCGAGACGUUCAGAUAGACGGACGAACCGACAGAAACGCGAGGGUCGGAGAGCGGACCCGCGAUGAAGUCGUCGUCAUCGAGGUCGUCGGCCCUGCUGACGGCCGUGGUGGCCGCCGUGGCCCUGGUCGCCAUGUGUCGGGCACCGGGCGCCGGUUGUAGCGACGGCAGUGCACCGCUGUCGCCCCACAUGCACCACAACAUAGCGAUAUUGCCUAGCGACGUGUACCCGGGGUACGGCAUCAAGCAGUUCGCGAGUGAUAAUAAGUAUGCGUACUUCCGGUUGCUGGAGACUGGGUUCUCGCAGUUCUUCGCCGUGCUCAAGGACGGGCUGCUGAUGACUACCACCGACCUGGGGCUGCUGGUCAAGCGGCCCGUCAACUUGGUGGUACUGGAAGAGUCGCCAAACGCCACGUUCACGCACAACAUGCAGCUGUUCGUGUUGGAGAAGCGCGAGAUGCUGCGGUUCGCCGGCGACGCAGCCUACCCGGAUGGGAAGGUGUCGGAGAACAAGCCGCCAGGGACGAGGGUUCGAGGCGUGCCGGUGCUGCACGCGUUCGGCGAAGGCGUGGCCGGACUUCCCAUACGGUACGCGAUCGUAGACGGCAACGACGACGGAGCGUUCGCGCUCAAGACGGCCGAGAACAUCAUUGCGGGAAACAUCACCAACAAGUCGUACUACCGAGGCGUGCACCUGGUCACUAAGCGGCCGCUGGACAGGGAACAGCGCCCUUCGUACGACCUGAUCGUGCAGGCGGCUGACGGCAGCGGCAUCGACAAAGCGUACGCCACUGUGCAUGUGGACGUGUUGGACGAAAACGACAACAGCCCCGUGUUCGAACAGGCCCUGUACAAGAUCAACGUGGACGGAUUCGCGCUGGGCAUAGACAACGGGACGGCGGGCCCAGGCCGGUACUCUGCCGUGGGCCGCGUGUCUGCGUCGGACGCGGACGGUGACCGGGUCGCUUACAGAUUGUCUGCGCCCAGUGCCGCCGUCGUUGUUGUCCCGCAAACGGGUGAACUGCUCGUGUCCGACGACGUUCUCCGGUCCCGCGAAUACUUCGAGUGCCAGUUGACCGUGGACGCGCACGACCUGCGCGAGCCGUCCCGCGUUGCCGAACGACCGGCCACCGUCUGGAUCCAGUACAACUUCGUCGUGCUUGACGACGACGUGCUCAUGCAAGACUUUGGCGCGUACGACGACUCGGCCGAUCAUCGGGUGUACAAACGCCGCGUGACGCGGGCCGUGCGACCGACUAAACGGAUAGAGUUCACUGAGACCGAUGGCGAACAAGAGGGCCGGAGCGUGUUUCCGCUGGAGAAGGAGACUGAGAAGGAAACGUUCAAGAUCCGAGACGAGAAUCCGUGGGUAACGGUUGAGCCGAACGGCGCCGUCCGAGUCAAAAAGAAGUGGGACUACGAGGAGCUGGGUCCCGAGAAGACUAUCGACUUUUGGGUGACCAUCACAAACGCAGGCGUAGGAGAUACGGACAAUCAAAGAGUUAUAAUACAUGUAAAAGACGUCAACGACGAGCCUCCGUACUUCAUCAACCGACCGCUGCCAAUGCAAGCCGUGGUGCAGUUAAAUGCGCCACCGAACACGCCAAUAUUCACUCUUCAGGCACGCGAUCCGGACACCGAUCACAGCAUACAUUACUUCAUCGUUAGGGACAGAACCGGUGGGAGGUUCGAGGUGGACGAGCGGUCAGGUGUCGUUCGAACCAGAGGAACCGAUCCGUUCCAAUUGGACAUGGAAUACGUUUUGUACGUAAAGGCCGAAGACCAGAACGGUAGGAUGGAUGAACGCCGUUUUCAGUCGACACCCGAAGAACGUUUAUCGAUCGUCGGUGGCAAGAGAGCUCCGCAGUUUUACAUGCAGUCAUAUGAAGCGGAAAUACCGGAAAAUCAAAGAAAAGACUCCGACAUAAUAUCGGUAAAAGCUAAAUCGUUUGCUGACCGAGAGAUACGUUACACGCUCAAAGCCCAGGGCCAAGGCGCCGGGACGUUUAAUAUUGGGCCAACAUCUGGUAUCGUGAAAUUGGCUAAGGAAUUGGAUUUCGAGGAUUUGAGACAACCGCAUGUAUACUCAUUGAUCGUCACUGCUACUGAGGAUUCUGGUGGAUUUUCAACGUCCGUCGAGCUCACCAUUCGCGUAACGGACGUCAACGACAAUGCGCCCAAGUUUGAGCUGCCCGAUUACCAGGCACACAACGUGGACGAAGAUAUCCCUCUUGGAACUUCCAUACUGAAAGUGAAAGCUAUGGACGCAGACUCAGGUGAAAACGCCGAGAUCGAGUAUCAUGUGAGUGACGAUCAUUUUGCAGUCGAUGCUUCAGGAAUCGUCAACAAUAACAAGCAACUGGACGCCGACAACAAUAACGCGUAUUACGAAUUCGUUUUGACCGCUAAGGACAAAGGGGAACCUCCAAAGACAGGAACGGCCACCAUACGGAUUUACACGAAAAACAAAAAUGACGAGGAGCCAAAAUUUUCGCAGCAAGUAUACACACCGAACGUUGACGAAAACGCCGGUCCCAAUACGCUUGUGACCACGGUAGUGGCUUCCGACAAGGAUGGUGAUAAUGUCAGAUUUGGAUUCGUGGGCAGCGGCACGUCCUCUGGUCAGUUUGUCAUCGAAGAGAUCACCGGUGUAAUCCGGCUGCACUCGAAAUCGAUAUCGCUCGAGAGGGACAAAUACGAACUGAACGUAACUGCCGUGGACGAUGGAGCGUGUUGCGUGAACGGUGCGGCGACCAUACACACCAGUACCGCGGUCGUUGUGGUUUUCAUCACCGACGUCAAUGACAACAAGCCGGUGUUCAGGGAAUGCGCUAAAUACAACCCCAAAGUCGAAGAAGGCGCGCCAAAUGGCAGUCCGGUGCUUAAGGUUCACGCGACUGACGAGGACAAAGGUGUCAACGGACAAGUGAAAUACUCGAUUGUCCAGCAGCCGAAUCAAAAAGGCACAAAGUUCACUGUCGACGAAGAAACAGGCGAAGUUUCUACCAAUAAGGUGUUUGAUCGAGAAGGCGACGAUGGCAAAUUUGUAUCCGUCACAAUUAAAGCUACCGAUCAGGGAGAUCCGUCGCUAGAAGGCGUUUGCUCUUUCACAGUCGAGAUCACUGACGUAAAUGACAAUCCGCCGUUGUUCGACCGUCAGAAAUACGUGGAAAACGUGAAACAAGACGCCAGCAUUGGUACGAACAUCCUGAGAGUGUCAGCUUCUGACGAGGACGCCGACAAUAACGGCGCGAUCGUUUAUUCGCUCACCGCCCCAUACCCGGGUGAUGAUUUGGACUACUUUGAGAUUCAACCGGAAUCCGGGUGGAUCGUUUUAAAGAAACCACUCGACCGCGAGACGUACAAGCUGGAAGCCACUGCCCAAGAUAAGGGAUACCCUCCUUUGUCUCGGAGUGUCGAGGUCCAGAUCGACGUGGUGGACCGAGCCAACAACCCACCGGUCUGGGACCACGUCGUGUACGGGCCCAUCUACAUAAAAGAAAACAAGCCAGUCGGGGCAAAAGUGGUAUCUAUUAAAGCCAGCUCGGGCAUCGAGGGAAAUCCGACAGUGUUCUAUCGGCUAAUGCCGGGAUCCACAGCGCAGACGAACAAGUUCCACACGUUCUACUUGCAACAGAGGCAAGACAACGGUUUCACUUGGGCUGACAUAAAAGUCAAUCAUCCGCUAGACUACGAAACGAUCAAGGAAUACAAUUUGACUAUUCGCGUGGAGAAUAACGGAGCUCAACAACUUGCGUCUGAAGCGACAGUGUACAUUAUGCUGGAAGACGUGAACGACGAAAUACCGUUGUUUACCGAACGAGAACAAGAGACUGUCCUAGAAGGUGAGCCGAUUGGCACCAAAGUAACUCAAGUCAAUGCAAUCGACAAAGACGGCACGUUCCCCAACAACCGGGUAUAUUAUUAUGUGGUCGAUUCGCCGCGGAAUGAAGGAAAGGAUUAUUUUGAAAUAAACACAGAAACCGGUGAGGUAUUCACGAAAAUAGUUUUUGACAGAGAAAAGCAAGGCGCGUACGCUCUGGAAGUUGAAGCCCGAGACGGAGCCCCAUCUGCCAGGCCCAACAAUGGCGAAGCUCCGAAUUCAGUGUCUAAGUUCAUACGAAUUGGUAUUGCUGAUAAGAAUGACAACCCACCGUACUUUGACAAGGCCUUAUACGAGGCUGAAGUCGACGAAAACGAAGAUAUACAGCACACAGUACUCACCGUGACAGCGAAGGACCACGAUGAAUCGUCCAGAAUACGUUACGAGAUAACAGGAGGAAAUCUCGGCGGGGCGUUUGCAGUCAAAAAUAUGACCGGUGCCAUUUAUGUCGCCGGUCCAUUGGACUACGAGACGAGGAAAAGGUACGAAUUACAUCUAUCCGCGUCGGACAACUUGAAAGAAAACCACACGAUAGUUGUGAUCCACGUGAAAGACGUUAACGAUAAUCCACCGGUGUUCGAACGGCCCACGUACAGGACACAAAUCACUGAAGAGGACGAUCGGAACUUGCCCAAACGCGUCUUACAGGUAACGGCCACCGAUGGCGACAAAGAUCGUCCGCAGAACAUCGUUUAUUUCCUCACGGGUCAGGGAAUUGAUCCCGACAACCCGGCCAACAGUAAAUUCGACAUCAAUCGUACAUCGGGAGAAAUAUUCGUUCUCAAGCCUUUAGACAGAGAUCAGCCGAACGGUAGACCACAGUGGAGAUUUACCGUGUUCGCGCAGGACGAAGGAGGCGAAGGAUUAGUCGGAUAUGCUGACGUCCAAGUCAAUUUAAAAGACAUCAACGAUAACGCGCCGGUAUUCCCGCAAGGAGUGUACUGGGGAAAUGUAACCGAAAACGGAACAGCUGGAAUGGUGGUGAUGACAAUGACGGCGGUGGAUUACGACGACCCAGCCGAAGGCACUAACGCUAAAUUGAUAUAUUCGAUCGAGAAAAACGUGAUAGAAGAAGAAACUGGCACUCCGAUAUUCGAAAUCGAAUCCGAUACGGGUGUCAUCAAGACAGCUGUAUGCUGUUUAGAUCGAGAACGCACUCCAGACUAUUCUAUCCAAGUGGUUGCCAUGGACGGCGGAGGCCUAAAAGGUACGGGCACCGCUUCCAUUCGUGUGAAGGAUAUCAACGACAUGCCGCCGCAGUUCACGAAAGAAGAGUGGCUCACUGAAGUUGACGAGACCGACGGAUUUAAUUUCCCGGAAACUCCCAUAUUGACCGUGACGGUACACGAUGAAGACGAGACCAACAAGUUCCAAUACAAAGUGAUAGAAAACAGCGGUUACGGAGCGGAUAAAUUCACCAUGGUACGAAACAAUGACGGCACCGGAUCGCUUAAAAUCGUUCAACCGUUGGAUUAUGAGGACCAACUGCAGAGUAACGGAUUCCGUUUCAGAAUCCAAGUCAAUGACAAGGGCGAAGACAACGACCACGAUAAAUACCACGUUGCUUACUCAUGGGUUGUCGUCAAACUGCGCGAUAUCAACGACAACAAGCCACAGUUUGAACGACCCAACAUCGAAGUGUCGGUGUACGAAAACGUGGAAGUUGGCAAGAGCUUGGAAACGUUUAAAGCCACUGAUCCGGACCAAGGAGGCAAGAGCAAAGUGUCGUAUGCUAUUGACCGUGUAUCCGACCGCCGCCGUCAGUUCCGCAUCAGUCAAGAAGGAACCGUUUCCAUUCAACGGCAGCUGGACAGGGAAGAAACUCCUAGACAUCAAGUAAAAAUCUUGGCCAUCGACGACGGCGUUCCACCAAAAACAGCGACAGCCACCCUCACGGUUAUUGUCCAGGACAUCAACGAUAACGCUCCAAAGCUUCUUCGUGAUUACCGACCGGUAUUGCCAGAACACGUACCAGCCAGAAAAGUUGUUGAAGUCUUAGCGACCGACGACGACGACCGUUCGAAAAGCAACGGGCCGCCAUUUACAUUCAGGAUGGAUCCAAACGCGGAUGACGUGAUCAGAGCAUCGUUCAAAGUUGAACAUGAUCAAAAGGGUGCCAACGGUGACGGUAUGGCUGUAAUCUCGUCGCUCAGGUCAUUCGACCGAGAACAACAGAAAGAAUAUCUUAUACCGAUUGUGAUCAAAGACUCCGGUAAUCCUGCAAUGACGGGCACAAGUACUCUGACAGUUAUCAUUCGAGACGUGAACGAUAACAAAAUGCAACCGGGAUCCAAAGAAAUAUUUGCUUAUAAUUAUAUGGGCCAAGCUCCGGACACGGAAAUCGGACGGGUGUACGUGUACGAUUUGGACGACUGGGAUUUGCCCGACAAAAAAUUCUAUCCGGACGGCACCGAACAUCCGCGAUUUAAGCUAAACGACACCACGGGAAUGAUCAUGAUGCGCCAUGGUACGAGAGAGGGCCAAUACCACUUGCGAUUCAAGGUGUAUGACCGAAAACACACGCAAACGGACAUCUCUGCGAACGUCACUGUUACGGUUAAAGAAAUUUCGCCCGAGGCAGUUAUGAACGCAGGGUCAAUACGUAUCGCUGGAAUAUCCGACGAAGAUUUCAUCAGAAUAUGGAACUACAGAACGCAGAGCUUAGUCAGGAGCAAAGCCGAUAAAUUCAAGGAUAAACUUGUGGACAUUUUAAACACACCCAGAGAAAAUAUCGACAUUUUUAGUGUUCAGUUGAAACAAAAGUACCCUCCGUUAACUGACAUUAGGUUCUCUGCUCACGGAUCGCCUUACUACAAAACGGUGAAACUCAACGGCCUGGUAUUGAUGCACCGCGAAGAGAUUGAAAAAGAUGUGGGAAUAAACAUCACUAUGGUCGGAAUUGACGAAUGUCUGUACGAGUACGUAAACUGCGAGGGUAGUUGCACGAACGUAUUCGAGAUUAACACGCUACCGUACAUGGUGAACGCCAACAAGACGGCACUGGUCGGUGUCCGAAUCGAUACUUACGCAGAAUGCACCUGCGGAGCCCGAAACUUCACGAAAAUCGAAACGUGCCGAUCGAGCCCAUGUCUGAACGGUGGUCGGUGCACGGAUACCAGAAACGGGCCGACGUGCGAAUGCUUGAAUGGCUUCAACGGACCCAGGUGCCAGCAGACGGCCAGGAGCUUCAAGGGUAGCGGAUGGGCAUGGUAUCCGCCCUUGGAGAUGUGUGACAACUCUCAUUUGAGCCUCGAAUUCGUAACAAGAAAAGCGGACGGGCUAAUGCUGUACAACGGUCCCAUAGUGCCACCUGAACCCGAAGAAACGCUUGUAUCAGAUUUCAUAUCAAUCGAGUUGGAUAGGGGUCAACCGCGUUUGCUCAUCGACUUUGGGUCCGGUACAUUAGAGCUUAAGGUGAAAACAAAAAAGAGUUUGGACGACGGCGAGUGGCAUAAAAUUGAUGUAUUUUGGGACACGGAGAAUAUCCGUUUGGUGGUGGACAACUGCCGUUCAGCGGACAUUUCCGAACUGGAAGACGGUUCGCAUCCGGAGUUCGACGAUGCCUCUUGCCAGGCCCAGGGCACGAUACCACCGUUCAACGAGUACCUAAACAUCAAUUCACCGCUACAAAUAGGCGGCCGGUAUGUACAGGACUUUGACCCCACUCACUAUCAUUGGCAAUCUGCCCCGUACGGCAAAGGAUUCGACGGCUGCAUUAAAAACGUCUAUCACAACAGCAAGCUUUAUGAUCUGGCCAACCCAGGACUCACCAGGAACAGCGUUGCCGGAUGUCCUCAAACCGAAGAUCUAUGCAUGCAGUUAGUUGGCCACAGGUGUUCGGAACACGGAUCGUGCGUGGGCAGUAUGGUGGAACCGCGAUGCGAGUGCAACCCCGGCUGGUCGGGUGCCGAUUGCCUCACGCCCACUAUACCAACCACGUUCCGGCCCCAGAGUUACGUGAAGUACGCCCUAUCGUUUGACGCUGACAAAUUCAUGACCAAAAUCCAACUACGGUUCAGGACGCGCGAAGAGCAUGGAGAGUUGUUCAGAGUCAGCGACCAACACAACCGCGAAUAUGCCAUUCUCGAGAUUAAAGACAGCAAACUGCAUUUCCGAUACAACUUGAACAGCUUACGAACCGAGGAAAGGGACGUGUGGCUAAGCGCUGUAACCGUUGACGACGGUAAAUGGCACACAGCCAAAGUGUCAAGAUACGGUUCAUCAGCCAUUUUAGAAUUAGACGGUGGCGAAGGGAAACAUUAUAACGAAACUUAUCGGUUCGAAGGGCAUCAGUGGCUAAUGGUAGACAAGCAAGAAGGAGUGUACGCUGGUGGAAAGGCCGAGUACACGGGCGUUCGAACAUUUGAAGUAUACGGUGACUUCCAAAAAGGUUGCUUGGACGACAUACGCUUGGAGGGAAGAUAUUUGCCACUGCCGCCAGCGACCAACGGAACACAAUGGGGUCAAGCUACCAUGGCUAGAAACGUUGAAAGGAAUUGCCCAUCAAACAAACCGUGUGCCAACGUCAUUUGUCAGGAGCCUUUCGAAUGCGUCGACCUUUGGAACUAUUACGAUUGCACUUGCGGUGAAGGUAGGAUCAUGACUCCGGAUCGCAAAGGCUGCGUGGAUAAAAACGAGUGCCUGGACAGUCCAUGCCGGAACGGUGGCGUUUGCCUGAACCAAGACCCUAGGAUACGUUACCGCUGCAUAUGCCCGGACGGCUUUUGGGGCGAAAACUGCGAACUGGUCCAAGAAGGCCAAAAACUGAAACUUGGCAUGGGUGCACUGGCCGCUAUACUGGUGUGCCUCCUCAUCAUACUCAUUCUAGUGUUGAUGUUUGUCGUGUACAACCGGCGACGCGAGUCACACAUUAAAUAUCCUGGACCAGACGACGACGUCAGAGAAAACAUAAUCAAUUACGACGACGAGGGCGGCGGCGAAGACGACAUGACCGCUUUUGACAUCACGCCGUUACAGAUACCCAUCGGCGGAUCGAUGAACAACAUGCACCCACAGAAAUAUAAAUAUCCAGCAAUGCCCGUGGGCGUAGAACCCAACGUCGGCAUAUUCAUAGAAGACCAUAAGAAACGCGCGGACGGUGAUCCAAACGCCCCGCCGUUUGACGACUUACGCAAUUACGCUUAUGAAGGAGGUGGCAGUACUGCCGGAUCAUUGUCAUCAUUAAACACAGGUACCGAGGACGAUCACCAGGACUACGAGUACUUGGUAUCUUGGGGUUCGCAUUUCGACAAGCUGGCCGACAUGUACAGCCGGGACGGCGAACGCGAGAUGGACGAGGAGCAGUAGAGGAGACGAAAAGCACGUUUACAGCUAACUGUUGUGUAGAAUAUAAUAUUAUUAUUGUCUUCAUCAUCACGACGUAUCGCACCACAUUACGCGUCGUGUCGUAUACUCGUAUUUAUAAUAAAUAAUAUGCAUAAUAAUAAUAAUAUUUUCGUUGUACAUACACACAGGGCCGCUAUAAUUGAACUGAAAAUCUAGUCAUGAUUAAUUUUUUUUUAAUUAAUUUUUUUUUACUUAACUCACUAUAUACAUUAUUAUUAUUAGACGAUCUCAACUCCCAUUUUGCUGCCAUUUUAUUAUAAUAUUAUAUAAAAUAUGCUUACCGUUUAUCGUUUGUUUUACCGUAUUAUAGUAUAUUACAUUAUAUGAUAAUAAUAUUAUAAUACCCAUCCCAGCAAUAAUGUACAUUGUUGCGUUACUACUACUACACUCCACUGCAGGACUAAAUUGUAAUAAUUAUUAAAAUAUAUUAUGCAUAAUACUAUAGAGCCUCGUCGUACCCUCCUCAUACUGCGACUUUUCGUUAACAUUUUUUUUCUAUCAUCAACCCCUUUCAUCAUUCUUGUAGUUUUUUAUUUUUAUUUUUCUUACAAGUAAUGUCGAGUUUUUUUGUAUUAAAUAAUAUAUAUUUAUAUAUAUAUUACCUCAAUAUAAGAGCAAAUCGUUUUAUUAUUGAUUGAUUUUCACUCGAAUGUUUUUACUAUUUUUAUUCAUACAAAACUGAGAAAAAACAUUGUGUACGUCAAAUUAUUGCCAUUAUACUCGUAUAUUCAGGGCAAACGCUACUUUUUUAUUGUAUGCUCAAUUUCUGUUUAGAUUACACAAUAUUAUAGUUGUUUAACAAUAUAUUGUAUAAAUUUGACACUGAAUUAUAUUUGUAAAUCGAGUGAAUCAAUAUAUAAUAUAAUAUUAUAAUUACAGCUGUAACAUAUAAUAAUAUUAUAAUAUAUAAUAAACGUAACACGACCCGAGUCGACAAAUCAUAAAAUCAAUUUUUUUGUUCGGUCGAAUAUAAUAUAAUAUUAUGUUGUUAUAUUGAAAUCUUUUCGUACAUAUCUCUCGAUGGAAAAAAAAAGAUGAAAAAAAAUGUUUUACUAUACAUUAAACAUAAUAAUAUAAUAAUUAUCAUUUCUAUUUUACGAUAAUAUUGUACAUUAUAUUUGAAAUCAUAUAAAUUAUACAUUAAUUAGUUCACUAUAAUAUUAUAAAUUAAUAAUACCACAUCACGUUUUGUUUUCACCCGGCACAAUUUAUAUGAUAUUCAACUGAAAUCGAUAACAAUAUGAUUAUAGUAUACUGAACAAAAUAUCAUCACUAUAAUAUAUAGAUAGCUGUUCUAUAAAUAUAUCGUAUAGGUGUAAACGACACACCAUACAACCCCUUUUGCCCCACGCCCACCCCAAACCACCCACAUCACAACCACAGAUCCCUUAUUUGUUAUUAUAUUUAUAUAUUAUUAAUGUAUACAUAUAUAUUACGAAACGUAGACGGUAUAUAUAUUAUAUAUAUAUAUAUAAAGAGAGAGAAAUCUUGUCCUAGUGCGUAUUAACCUGAUGUUCCAAUUUUAUAUAUUAUUAUUAUUAUUAUUAUUAUUAAACAUGAAAAAUUAAAACAAGCAAAAAAAAACAAAAAAAUUAAAUUAAAUUAAUAAUUUUGAUAAGUUUACGAUUAGUUUUAUUUAUAUAAAUUUUAAAUUACCUAUUAUUAUAUUAUGAUAACUAUUAUUAUAUUUCAUGUAGACAUUAAUUUAUUGAUAAUUUGAUUAUAUUAUAUAACAUUACGGUAUACCUACAUAUAUAUAUUUAUUAUUAAUAUUAUUAUGACCGUGUCUACAACUUUUUUUCACACUUAUCUUUAAGUUUUUUAUUUUGUCCGUUUCGUUCGACGUUACAACCACCACACUUGGCGUCAAAAUGUAAAUUUUUUUUUUUUUCAUUUUGUAUUGUAUCCGCAAUGAGACGGUAGUGCUAGGCUGGCCGCCGUCCCGUCGCCGCACUGUACUAAAUUAACGACCGUGGCGGCCGGUUUGCACCACGAUAGUAUUAUAAUAAUUGUAAGUCUUGUUGUACUUUAAAAUGUCGUCGUGGUUGUCGAACGAAUGUCAUCGCAUAAUAUUAUCAUAGAGUAUGUUAGUAUAUUUUGUGUAUCGCUACCAAAUGAUCAAAUUACGUUUAAGGCCACCGAAAAGGUAAUAUAAUAUAAUAUAAUUAUAUUGCAUGCAGGUCGAACAUAAUAUUACUACUAACACCUAUCGAUAAUAGGCGUACUUACUAUUAUUAUAUAAUAAUUUUUCAUUCGUUGUACGUCUAAGUGAUCGUUCUCAAUGUAAAUGAAUAAAAACAAAAAAUAAUCUUAAACCGUGUGCGUACAACGACGCACUGUCACGUGUUGCAUUUAGAUAUAUGAAAUGUUGAGUACACAAAAUUAUUUUUUCUUUCUUACACAAUAUUAUUUUGUUUUGUAUUAUGGUGUAGCCUAUGAUAAUCAAAAACACAAAAUAAGAUAAUGAUAAUAAUAAUAAUAAUAAUAAUAAUUUAUUAUAGGUUAGUUAUUGAAACAAGACAUUCCAUGAUAAAUUGCGUUCAACAUCGUAAUAAUAUUGUGUAUUAUUAUUAUUAUUAUUGUUAUUGUGAUGUUAUUACGAUUUACGAGUCGCUUUCCACCUACAUAUACGACCCACGCGCAGCGAUACACAAGUCAUAAUAUUAUAAUAAUUAUUAAUAUUAAUUAAUCGUUAAACUAUAUUAUGUACUUAAAAUCUACUUCGUCGUACCUUUUACACACACACACCGUAUUAUAAUAUUAUCGUUGUCGUGCGACGAGCCCAUCACUCACCCGCCCGUCAACGCUCACCCGUUUACCCGUUAUUUCGUCUUCAUGUUAACCAAAGUUAAACACAUCGUGAUCGCACAACCCACUUCCGGACAGAUUUUUUUCUCUCUUCCGGUUUUUGUCGAUCGUCUCCAGCCGAAUCGCUGCAGGGACUUUAUCGAUGAACCUAUUUGAUUGCUUACGGGGUGACACACGAUUCUACAACUAAAUGCGCAAUUCCACAAUUUCUAUCGUGCAAACGAUUUUUUAAUUUUACCCAAACAUUACUCAAUUCCGCAUGAAUACUGUAAAACCUAUUAUUUUAUUGAAAAUAAAAUUAAUUAAUUAAAAUAAAACUCGAUCCUGACGCGAAACGCGUCAUCAUCGGUCAGUGUCAAAACGUUUAUUGUCGGUUACACACAUCUAACUUUCUGCGUUUUCGGCUUCUAUACCGUACGAUUUAAGUAACAUACCCUGAAUAUCCUUCUAUUACUAUAAUACGUGUCGCGCGCGUGUACAUAUAUUUUUAUUAUUAUUAUUAUUAUUAUACGAGAUUGUACCUGUGUUUUUUGUAUUUGAAUUUGUUUUUUACUUUCAAUUUUUACACCGAAGAAAACCCCCCCAAAAAAAUUGACCCCAGAACGCGAUUUUGCGCUUUCUUCCAUGUACCUAUACAUGUAUAUUAUAUUACAUACCCGCGAAUAAAUUAAAAACAAACUAACACGAUCUGUAUACGGCGAUCGUUCUCUGAUCGAUCACUACUCCUUUACUAACACAUGUUUAUUUAAUUAUUAUUAUUAUUGCGUUAAUAUUAUAAUAUAAUUAUUUAUAUUUAUAUAUUUCUAGUCACCCAUCCGUCGUAUUAUAAUAUUAUAUAAUAAUAUAUAAUAUACCUACCUACCGACUUUUGUAUACCAACCGUUUGUUUAUUUUAUUUUCAACAUGUAACUAUAUAUUAUUAUUAUGUAAUAUAUGCUAAGACAUUUUAUUAUAUACAUAUUAUAUAAUAUGUAUGUAUAUAUAUAUAUACUAUUAUUAUACUGUAGAUUUUAGUACUUUAAGUUAAUUAUUAAUAUAUCAUAUAAGUUGCGUAGUGUUAAAUUAAACGUAUUAUAUGAAGUAAAAAAAGGCAUUAGAAAAACAAAAACCGAUUUUUGAACACUCGACGUUUUCGUUGUGUUUGAUGUUUUUAAUAUACACACUGUAAAAACAUAUUACUGAUAAAUAAUGAUUAUUAGGAUAAUAUAACAUUUAUAAGCAUAUACACA
Messenger RNA from Rhopalosiphum padi (bird cherry-oat aphid), 13988 nucleotides. RefSeq names its product neural-cadherin-like. Gene Ontology annotation, molecular function: calcium ion binding; cadherin binding. Gene Ontology annotation, biological process: homophilic cell-cell adhesion. The record is from RefSeq and is a predicted model, not a curated record. Gene Ontology annotation, cellular component: catenin complex; plasma membrane. Lineage: Eukaryota; Metazoa; Arthropoda; Insecta; Hemiptera; Aphididae.